GUGCUGUCAAUUUGACGUAUGGUGGUCUUGAAAUGUCGGCAAUAGAGAAACAUCUAGGAGAUUUCUUGUGCAGAUUAGACAUUUUCAGCCACAUGAAUGGAUUUAUACUAGUAUAGCAAUAUCGAAGGAUAUAUAGGGUGUAUUUUGGGUAGUGACUGGGUGUUCGUAAACCCAGAGAUUUUUUUUAAGGGUCCAGUUUGUGUUGCGACACCGACCAAACAAAAUUACGUCCUUUUCGUACAUUAUGGGAUGUUUUAAGCCGAAGGGAGGACCUGACGGCGAGGAUGACAAGAAGGCGAAGGAAGCGAAUAAAAGAAUUGAAAAGCUUUUGGCCAAAGAUAAGCAGGUUUACAAAGCAACCCAUCGUUUGCUUUUACUAGGUGCCGGGGAAUCUGGAAAGUCAACAAUUGUAAAACAGAUGAGAAUAUUGCAUGUGAAUGGAUUUGGACCAGAUGAACGAAAGCAGAAGAUAGAAGAUAUUAAAAAGAAUAUCAGAGAUGCAAUUUUGUCAAUAGUGGGAGCCAUGGCCAGUCUUAAUCCCCCUGUCCUAUUGGAAAAUCCAGAAAAUCAGUUCCGAGUGGACUACAUGCUGAACGUGGCGAGCCAGCCCGACUUUGACUACCCGGCAGAGUUCUAUGAACACACAGAGAUACUUUGGAGUGACAAGGGAGUGCAGGCUUGCUAUGAGCGAUCUAACGAGUACCAGCUUAUUGACUGUGCCCAGUAUUUUCUAGACAGAGUCCAUAUAGUGAAGCAGAGUGAUUACACCCCCUCAGAACAGGAUAUAUUACGUUGUCGAGUAUUAACAUCAGGAAUAUUUGAAACAAAAUUUACAGUUGACAAAGUUAAUUUUCAUAUGUUUGAUGUUGGAGGUCAGAGAGAUGAACGAAGAAAGUGGAUUCAGUGUUUUAACGAUGUGACAGCCAUUAUUUUUGUAACGGCCUGUAGUAGUUACAACCUUGUCUUACGAGAAGACCCAAGCCAAAACAGACUGAAAGAAUCUCUUGUCCUUUUCCACAGUAUUUGGAACAACAGGUGGCUACGGAUUAUUUCUAUAAUUUUAUUCUUAAAUAAACAAGAUCUUCUAGCAGAAAAGGUGAAAGCUGGAAAAUCAAAAAUCGAAGACUAUUUUCCAGAGUACAAGCGGUACCAAAUACCUCCUGAUGCUGUGUUAGAACAAGGAGAAGACCCUGAAGUAGCAAGAGCCAAAUAUUUCAUUCGGGAUGAAUUUUUGCGAAUAAGUACAGCAAGUGGUGAUGGAAAACAUUACUGCUAUCCCCAUUUCACAUGUGCUGUGGACACAGAAAACAUUCGGAGAGUUUUUAAUGACUGUCGAGACAUCAUUCAGAGGAUGCAUCUGAGGCAGUAUGAACUCCUGUGAUCGCAAUUUAUUUUUGACUUAGUGGCCUGUAAGCAGGCUUCAAGUCAUCAACUAAUACUGUACACUCAAAGGGGGAAGGACCUUACUGUGUUUACAUGUGUAUGUGACAGAGUAAUUCAUACACUGAAAACAAGCAGAGGAUAAAGAAGAAGCAGAAUCACAUGUUUAGAACUGGGUAAUUCUUCUGGAAUUGACCAGCACUGUUAGGCCAUGCUGACCUCAUGUUCUCAGUACAUUAAGUGCUUCAUUGUUGGAGUUUGGGACGACAUCACCUCCUCCUGUGUGUUGGAACUUCACUCCGUUGUCAUGUGACUUGGCGCGUAAUAGAGAUGACAGUAUUUCAUAUCAUCGCCUGAUCUGUUUUAGGUUGUCUCACAGGAAUUACAUACAGUCCCGCAGUAUUUAAUCAAUACUAGUUGUUUUGCUUUUUUUUUUUUUUUUUUAAAUAUUGUCUUCUAGACUUUUGUAUGUUCUAAUUAUACUAGCCAUUAAAGGCCAACAAAAUUGUAUUUUAGCCUUUGAGUGAUAAAUAUAAUUUUUUGUUUUUCAUUCUGAUAAACAUUUGAACAAGAUUUCUUUACUGGUUUACUACCCUAAUUAAGUGGAACGUUAUGGUAUGAGAAUAUCUGUACUUGUUCACUCUGGAUACACCACAGAGUAGCAGAAUCACAGAGAUUCCAGUAUAGAGCAGUUUGAAUAUCCUGCAGUUAAUUAGGCCAUAAUUCCCCAAGUCUACUAAUUGAAAAAAAAAUAAACAAGUUUUUUUCAGUUCUCCAGAGCUUUAUUUAUUGGUGAAAAUCUGCCUUCUUGUGAUAGUGAAGCUCAUUGGCUGAUCAGAAAACAUGACUGUAAAAGUGACUACAGCUCCAUAACUAAAUGGUAUUGAUACAUAGUAAUUGUUUUAUUGACUAGCAAUGGUCAUGUGAUAUAUGUUCAAUGUUUACAUCACUUUGUCUUCAUUAAAUUGUAAUGAUGCAGUUGAUGGCAAGUCACAGGAGGUGUGGGUAAAACUAGGAACGGUCAGGGACAUGACAAGGAGGAAUUCAAAUGCUUGCUCACUUUUGUUAAUGCUUGUUAUGCAGCUCAAAAGCCAAGAGAAGGGAAACUAGGAUUGAUUAUGCAACAGCAGGAGUGAGUCGGGUAAUGAAGCUGUAUUUUUAUUUUGUGUAGAAUGCCUUAUGACGGAUUGAUUUCUGAGCCUGGCGUUUCCUGUGAUUUCAGUUGGCUGCUUGUUGUUGCAAUUUUAUUAGGUUGUUGCUAUGUCAGUUGGGGCUUUGCUCUCCUUCACUUGUUUCUGUGUAUUCAUGUUUUAUACAGCUGUUUACAAAUUCUCUUGAUGGGAAUUCAGCCAAGUUGAUUUGUCAAUCUGUAUGGAAUGUUUUGGGCUUAUUUAUUUAUUGAAAUUGUUUAUCUGACAAGUUGGAUGUGAGCCCUAUAAUUUGAUAACAGUAUUUUGGUGUGUCAACGGUGAUGAGAAACAAAAUCAUCUACUGACAGAUUGUUAUUAAAUGUAACAUCCACAUUGUGUGUGUCCAUACAGUUUGUUCAAAGUUGUGACAAAACUGUCAUUGAUCUUAACUUGUAAGAGAAGUCAUCCAGUUUUAUCUCUAGUGCUGUUUUAACAUUUAAAGCCUCAUACUGACAUAGAUUAUUUUCAAUCAUUUUCAUCCAUGUUGAUUUGAUGCUUGUAUGACAAAAUGUAAAAAGUGUAUACAAUGUCAUUUGCAUGAUUAAUGAAUUUUUAUAUAUAAAUAUAUAUAAAUAUAUAUUAUUAUUUUUUUCUGUUCAAAGCUUCAAUAUUGAGAGUGAUGAGUGGAUGGUUGGUUUGAUGUUUGUUGGGAGAAUGUGUGUAGUACAUAGCUGUGUUCUGCUCCACUGUUGUUGCAUCAUAUCUAUUAAAAGAAACUCCAUCCACAACCCAUCAUUGAUAGAUUCUAUGGCAAUGUGAUAAUUAUAAAUAAAUGUGUAGAGAAGGGUAUAUGUGUGUAUUUUAUUUUAGCUGGAAAGGGCAUUUCUUUUAAUUCACUUCUUUGAAUAAAGGAUUUGAUUUUUCUUUACAUUGAAAAUUUGGAAAUUUCAUUAAAAGAAUGAUUUUGCCAUGUGCAUAUAUUAAUUGCCAUAGACCAAAUUUCAGGUUGUAAAUAUUUUUAAUCUUGAUUUAAAAACAAAGUGUCUUCAAUGUAUGAUUUGGGUAUAUAUUUGGUAAGUUACAUGAAUUGUUCAAAGUAUUGAGUGAAAAUGGUUGCAGAACUAAUUUCUGUACUUUUUAAUCUUAAUUUUUUUCUGGUCAUUUGUUAAUGCAGUACUGCAGUUAACAAAUUUAGGCUAUUUCAAGUUUUCUAUUAUGUUAAUACUUCAUUAGAUCCAAUAUUAAUUUGAUUUGACUUUUGUCUGGUAUCUGUGUAUGUAGUUGUGGUGAUGCCUUGUUACACCAAUAUAUGUUUUAAGUAUUAUAUGCUUGAAAAGUGAGGCAGGAAAUUUUGUCCAGAAGAAUUUUAACAGACUAUGCACAUGGAGGGCAAAUGGUAUGGUUUUAUGAAGGUUUACAAUGUUUUAAACACUGAAAAAAUCAUUGUGCUAUUUAUAUGUGGUUAAUCAAUGGACUCUAUGGGACAAAAUUUGCUGCCACUAACUCAAGCAGUGUACAAAUAUUUUAAACUUUUGGACACUUGCUGCAGUAGAAACUGAGUGGAUAGAACAGAUGCUGUAUGAAUGAAAGGGUUUAAUUCCAUUACUUAUGUAAAAUAGAGAGCUGGAGAAUUUUGUAGAAAAAGUGAAAUAUUACAAAAGUGGAAUAUCUUUGUAAUGAUUUCAUCUGUGACACCUAUAAAAGAUUUAAAUUAU
Messenger RNA from Saccostrea cuccullata (small rock oyster), 4225 nucleotides. Its product is annotated as guanine nucleotide-binding protein G(s) subunit alpha-like. The record is from RefSeq and is a predicted model, not a curated record. Gene Ontology annotation, molecular function: GTPase activity; GTP binding; G-protein beta/gamma-subunit complex binding. Gene Ontology annotation, cellular component: heterotrimeric G-protein complex. Lineage: Eukaryota; Metazoa; Mollusca; Bivalvia; Ostreida; Ostreidae. Gene Ontology annotation, biological process: adenylate cyclase-activating dopamine receptor signaling pathway; sensory perception of chemical stimulus. The coding region runs from base 245 to 1381 and encodes 378 amino acids. The transcript has 11 exons.